AUGGGCUGCGGGUGGCGGCGGCCGGGCCUGCUGGCGCUGGGGCUGGUGGCGGGCGCCUGCGGCCUGGCCUUGCUGGCCUACUCCUGCGCCCGCUUCGACCGCCGCCGCCGCGCCGCCCCCGACUUCAAGCGGCGGCUGAGGGAGAAAAGAAGAAAAGAGCAUGAACAAGCGAAACAGCAUGAGAAAGAGUUGCGUGAGCAGAAGGACGCGGCCAAGGUGCAGGAGUUCUUUCUGCAAGAAAUCCAGCUGGGUGAGCUGUGGCUGUCAAGAGGAGAGCACAGAAAGGCCAUCGAACACCUCACCAAUGCCAUUUCACUGUGUACAAACCCAACCCAGCUCAUGGACGUCCUGGAGCAGACUCUGCCGCCCGAAAUAUUUGAGAUGCUGGUGCACAGAAUUCCAUACGUAACCCAACGGCUUCAGAUAGCCCUGAACGAGCAGGAUCUAGAGGAUGAGUGAAAAUGUCGCCUCGCAUCCGGAGCUGCUCUCCAGGCCGGGCCUUAGGAUAGCGGACGAGCCCUCCUUUAGAAAGACUCUCUGGAGGAACAGUCACUUCCAUUUAUUUCACUUUGAUCCAAUAAAAAAUAAACGUCGCUUUAGACACUUUGGGAUUUAA
Heteronotia binoei (common prickly gecko) is the source of this 616-nucleotide messenger RNA. RefSeq names its product translocase of outer mitochondrial membrane 20 like (gene TOMM20L). Gene Ontology annotation, molecular function: transmembrane protein transporter activity. Gene Ontology annotation, biological process: tRNA import into mitochondrion; protein targeting; protein import into mitochondrial matrix. Bases 1 to 459 code for a protein of 152 amino acids. The transcript has 5 exons. The record is from RefSeq and is a predicted model, not a curated record. Gene Ontology annotation, cellular component: mitochondrial outer membrane translocase complex; mitochondrial outer membrane. Lineage: Eukaryota; Metazoa; Chordata; Lepidosauria; Squamata; Gekkonidae.